AAAACCCUGAAAAGAAGAGUGGGAGGAUCUGCUCUUCUUGUGGUUCUGGGCAAUGAGCACAGUUUUUCAAGAGACAGCAGCAAAAUUCUCUGACUUAGUAGACGACAGGUAAAGAAAGAAGCUCAAAAGUGGCACAGUCAUUAUGUGGCUCCCUCUGCUGGUGCUGUUGGGUCUCCUCUUCCUAUACAGACGAUAUAGACAUGGUCUGAUCCUGGACAAUCUCACAGACAAAUAUGUCUUCAUCACUGGAUGCGAUUCUGGAUUUGGGAACCUGGUUGCAAGAAAUCUGGAUAAACGUGGAAUUAGGGUUCUGGCUGCUUGUCUGACAGAGAAUGGAGCGGAAAACCUAAAGAAGGAGACCUCUAGCAGAGUGAAUACUGUAAUUUUGGAUGUUACCAACACCCAGAGUGUUCAGGCAGCUGUAAAGUGGGCAUAUGCAAUUGUUGGGGACAAAGGAGUCUGGGGCCUAAUAAACAAUGCUGGAGUCAGUGUCCCAUGCAGUGCUACUGAAUGGAUGACAAAAGAAGAUUUCUUUAAAAUCAUAAAUAUAAACCUACUGGGGGUCGUAGAUGUGACAAUCCAUUUCUUACCCUUGAUCCGGAAAGCUCGGGGACGAGUGGUCAAUGUAUCCAGUAUAGCAGGAAGACUAAGUGUAUGUUCUGGGGGAUACUGUCCUUCCAAGUAUGGAGUAGAAUCUUUUACAGACAGUCUGAGACGUGAAAUGAAGCCAUUUGGGGUCAAGGUAUGCAUGAUUGAACCUGGAUUUUUUGAUACACGAAUCACAAGUAAGGAAAUGUUAAGAAAAUCUGCUGAAAAAUGCUGGAACAGCACUUCAGAGGAAGUGAAAAAAAGCUAUGGACAGGAGUUUUUUAAGCUUUGUAUGGACUCUCUUGACAAAAUCACAGCAAUGGUUAACACAGAUUUGUCUGUGGUCACAAACUGCAUGGAGCACGCUCUGACAGCGGUUCACCCCUGGACACGUUAUUCUGCAGGAUGGGAUGCCAAACUUAUCUAUUUGCCACUUUCCUACUUGCCUACAAUAGUCUCCGACUAUAUAUUAUCUAUUGGACAACCCCAACCAGCAGAAGCUAUCUGAUGAUUCUAUUAAAAUUAAAUUAGUUUUCACUUUAGAUUAUGAUGCCCCAACAUAGAUGUGUAGUCUUAUUGUUCAUAUCAACACAAAUUAUUGCUAGAAUUAGCAUCUCUUCUCAUGCACAAUAUACAAAACCUACAAAAAGCACUGCAGCAGACGUGAAGUAUGCAAAAAUACAAAGCAAAAUGCAAUACAAUAAGUGCAAUAAGUAAAGGGCAUGCAUGCAGUAUCAGUACAUCUUAUAUAUACGUAAAGUGCAAAUUGAAUAUGGCCACUGCCAAACAAAAGUGCAAUAAGUAACAUAUAGCAGCAAGACAGCAGUAAUAGCCACAUAAACAACAUAAGCAGCUGCGAGACGUCCACCCCUAUGAUCGUUUCGGAGCUACGUCCUUCUUCCGGGGCUCAUACACAAUAUAGCACAGGCAGAAUUUUUGUCAAAAUGUGGACCUUUAUAGAAGCAAGGACUGUGUAAUGCACUAAAAGAGAAAGCAAUGUUACAAUAUAUAGUUUUAUGCAAAGUUUAAAUAUAAAAUAAUAUAUGUAUAUGUGUGUAUAUGUAUGUAUGUAUAUACAUAUAUAUAUACACACACACUGUAUGUGUGUUUCAUGUCACUAACAAUAUUUAAUCGUGCACAUAACCAUUACAUAUGUCCUUAUGGACUAUUUUUAUAUUUAAAGAAAUAAUGUUCAUUAGAUUAGAUACCUUAGCUUCUUACCAUCUUCCUUACCCCCUUAUGCCUUAUGUUCAGUCAUACUGUGGUGGGAUACUAGCAUGCUCUUUCAGGGAGACAUAAAUCUCACAAAUUACCGUAUUUUUCGCCGUAUAAGACGCACUUUUUCUUCCCCAAAACUGGGGGGAAAAAGUUGGUGCGUCUUAUACGACGAAUACACCCCUAUCGCGGCGGUCCCUGAGGCCAUCAACGGCCGGGACCCGCGGCUAAUACAGGACAUCACCGAUCGCGGUGAUGCCCUGUAUUAACCCUUCUGACGCGGCGAUCAAAGCUGACCGCUGUGUCUGAAGGGAAAGUGACACUAACCCGGCUGUGCAGCCGGGCUGUUCGGGACCGCCGCGAUUUCACCACAGCGGUCCCGAACAGCCCGACUGAAAAGCCGGAUUAGUGCUUACAGGACACCGGGAGGGACCUUACCUGCCUCCUCGGUGUCUUCUCCGUUCAGGGAUCCCCUGUAUGGCCGGCGCUCUCAUUCCUCGUCAUCACGUCGUCGCGUACGUGCGUUGGCGUGCGUAACGACGUGAUGACGGAGAGCGAGGAUACCCGGCCGGCAGCAGAGACGUUCCGGAGCGACGGGGACACGGCGACAGCGAUGAAGCGACAUCCAGGGCAGCGGUGACAGGUCCGGAGCGGCGGGGACACGUGAGUCUUUCCUCCUAUGCAGUGGUCCGCAGCUUGAAGACCACUAUCCUAAAAAUAGGGUGCGUCUUAUACGCCGGUGCAUCCUAUAGGGCGAAAAAUACGGUAUUAUAUAGGAAGAAAUUUUGAUAGACAUGGAAUGGAAAAACGAAAAUAAGGAAUUUUAUUUGAACUUGUACAUGAACCUGCUUACACCACAUCUAAAAUGUCUGUCUAUUGACAACAUGGAUGCCAUACUUUUGAUUAUCAGGCCCUUUGGUUCAUUUUACAUAUAAAAGUCCUGAUAUCCCCCCAGUCCAGUUUUAAUAUUCAAUAUUAGAAUUUGUUUGUGGAUUGGAGAACUUGUAAUUUAACUUGUAAUAAAUUGAACUUGUAAUAAAUGAACCACAACUUUGAGUAUUUUUACGACACAUUCUCAAUGCACAAACUUGAACUCAACUUCAAGUGUGUUAAUUGUUAUGUAUUAGUUGAAGAAAAUACCAAUACAUUUAAUUAAAUUUAAAAUUAUUUAGACAACCACUGUAAAGAGAAAUUGUUUUUUUGUUUUAAUGUUUUGUCAUUAAUUUUAAGGAAACGUAAUCUCUGGUCAUAUUGUAUUUUUUUGGUGCUCAAAGUGAUGGUUUCCUUGCUUGUCUGCCACUUGGCUACUCAAAUUAGCAUGGGGGGUUUUGGAUUCCUAUAUUCAUAUCUGGGAUCUUGAUACCAUGCUUGUGUAAUGAACUGGGGCUGAAGAAUCUUUUGGGCUCUUCUGGAUACAUCUUAGAGUUAGCUGGGUUGGCUCCUACUUCUUGUCUCGGUUAGCUUAAUCCCCAGUCUCACGUCUGGAUAACACGUGAUGCCAUCUUGGGCUUUAUCUAGGUUUAAGAUAACAACAAGACAUUAUGAGUAACAACAAACAUAGACUGUAGCACACAUACACCUGCCUUAGGCCAUAGGACUUAAGCCAUAUAUUAGCUAGAGGCUAGCUAGAGGAUACUUAUUUUUCUGCCAAAGAAAAACAAACUACCUAAAAUAAACAAACACAAAAAAGCAUUAUUAUUAUUAUUAUUAAUAAUAAAGGGGUGCCAGAGAACUUCAGUGAAAAACUACCUGUUAAAUGGGCCGAAGAGCAAGAGGCAGCGUUCCGAGCUCUUAAACGUCAGCUGACAGAACCACCCAUCCUGUCGUAUCCAGACUACAGUUGGGCAUUCCGGCUAUAUACUGAUGCCAGUUUGUACGUCUGAGAGCUGUACUGUCCCAAGUGCAAGAAGGGCAAUAGCAUGUUAUAUGCCAGUCAUAACCUGCGAGGAGCAGAAAAAAACGAUGCAAACUUCUCGCCCUUGUAUGGGCCGUGACUGAAAAGGUCCAUUGUUCUACAGGGUACACCCCUUUCUACCUGAUGAUGGGGUGGCAUGGGCAGCUGCCGAAAGACCGGAUGUUUGGGCUUCAGGCCCCAUUCAAUCGGAAAGUACGUCUGGCCUAUGUAUAGCGUCAGGUGACCUGGACGCUAUACGUAGGCCGGACGUACUUUCUGCCCCCACAUUGCCGGAAAUACCUUUACCUGUGCCGCACGUGUGCGUCUCACGCGCAGCACUUGGGUCCUGCAAUGCGGCUGCGCUGUUCACGCUUCAUUGUUUGAGGGCACCCGCUCCUCCCAUUCAGGUACUGACUAUGAGCUAUCACAGGUGUACUUGCUGGCCAAUUAUGCUCUGUCUGACCCCAUGACAGUUUUGGAGCCCAUGAUUGGCUCACUAUGUGUAUAUAUUGUAGACACCCACCCAGAUUACGCCCCGGAAGAAGCCUUAAUUGGUGAAACAUUGGGUGACGGAGGUCUGGCAUACAUUGUUAUUUGGUCCACUUGGUAAUGAUUUUCACACUUGUAUUUGUGUUAGGUUGUUUUUCCUUUUGGC
Messenger RNA from Hyla sarda, 4352 nucleotides. RefSeq names its product retinol dehydrogenase 7-like. Lineage: Eukaryota; Metazoa; Chordata; Amphibia; Anura; Hylidae. Bases 143 to 1096 code for a protein of 317 amino acids. The record is from RefSeq and is a predicted model, not a curated record. The transcript has 6 exons.